AUGACUGCCAAAGAUUGUCCACCAUUGUUGGGCUUUGGAACAACAAAAACAUUCAAAAUUCCUGUUGAACAUUUGGAUUUCAAGUACAUUGAAAAAUGUUCAGACGUUAAGCAUUUGGAAAAAAUUCUUUGUGUGCUUAGGUCUGGAGAGGAAGGAUAUUAUCCUGAACUUACAGAGUGUUGUGAAAAGCGCCUUCAAGGAUUGGCUCCUCAUAGUAGGGCCUUGAGGAAAGACAAGCCUGUAGCCACAGAAUCCAGCUUUUCAGCGAGGGAAUGGGAGAAAAUUGAUGGCGAUAUAAAGAAUUGGGUAACAGAAAUUAAAAAAGAAGAAAGUAAAAUAUAUUUUCAUGAAACUGAAACAUUUCCAGCAAAGGAAGAAAACCUGCCUCCUAUUCGUGGUUCAAACAGCUGUCUUCAUGUUGGCAAAGGAAAACAUUCUAAAAGUAGAUCAGCUAAAAAGAAAAUUCCAAGGGAUUAUGCAGAGUGGGAUAAAUUUGAUGUGGAAAAGGAAUGUUCAAAAAUUGAUGAAGAUGGCAAAGAAAAAACUCUAAUAGACAACAAGUCACAUUUGUCUAAAAUUGAGACAAGAUUAGAGACGGCAGGUCUGACUGAGAAGGAGAAGGAUUGUCUUGCUACUCGUGAAAAGGAGAAAGGAAAUGAAGCUUUCAAGUCGGGAGAUUACGAAGAGGCAGUGAAAUAUUAUACAAGGAGCAUAUCCGUGCUUCCCACUAUAGCAGCCCAUAAUAAUCGAGCUCAGGCCGAGCUCAAACUACAGAACUGGAACAGUGCUUUUCAGGAUUGUGAAAAGGUCUUGGAGUUAGAGCCUGGAAACGUAAAAGCUCUUCUGCGCCGCGCCACCACAUACAAACACCAAAACAAGCUCCAGGACGCGGUGGGCGAUUUGCGUCAAGUGCUGGAUGUGGAGCCUGAUAACGAGCUGGCCAAAAAAACCCUGUCAGAGGUUGAAAGAGAGCUGAAAAAUGCUGCGCCCGCAUCUAAGACUCAAACGAAGGGGAAAAGGAUGGUUAUUCAGGAAGUAGAAAACUCAGAAGAUGAAAGUGAGAAGGACAGUGAAAGAAAACAUGAAGAUGGCAGCAGAGAUAAGAAGGCCGCCGAGCCCGCGGCCGCCGCGCGCGCCAUGGGCAACCUGCCGCGGAAGAUGAUGGGCAGAGGCGAGGCGGGCCGGCGGCCGGACAAGGGCGCGCCGCGGCGGGGCUGCCCGCGGGCCCCGGCCCCCGCCGCCCGCGCCAACGGGCACCCGGGCGGCAAAGGCAAAGGCAAAGGCGCCCCGGGCCCCGCGGCGGCCAGCGCGUCCCCGGCCCCCGGCGCCCCGCCGCCCGCCCCCGCUGCCCCCGCUGCCCCCGCUGCCCCUGCCGGCCCCGCGGGCCUCAAGGGCCAGGGCAACGAGCUGUUCCGAGCCGGGCAGUUCGCCGAGGCGGCGCUCAAGUACGCGGCGGCGAUCGCGCAGCUGGAGCCCGCAGGAAACGAAAGUGCAGCCGAUCUGAGUGUGCUGUAUUCGAACAGAGCGGCGUGCUACCUCAAGGCAGGGAACUGCAGCGGCUGCAUCGAGGACUGUGACAGGGCUCUGGAACUCCAGCCGUUCUCCGUUAAACCGCUUCUUCGGCGAGCAAUGGCCCAUGAGACGUUAGAGAAGUAUCAGAAAGCUUACGUGGAUUACAAAACCGUGUUGCAGAUAGACUGCGGAAUCCAGAUAGCGAAUGACAGCAUCAACAGAAUAACAAGAAUUUUAAUGCAUCUGGAUGGCCCACGCUGGCGGGAGAAGCUCCCACCCAUACCUUCUGUGCCCGCUUGCGCGCAGCUGCGAGCUUGGCAGCCUACAGCAGAGACGCCCCCAGUCCACGUGGGAGAUUCCUGCAGCCAUCCCCGACCGGGCAGCACAGAUGAAGACAUGUUUAAAACCCUUAAAGAAGAAGGAAAUCAAUAUGUGAAGGACAGAAACUAUAAAGAUGCACUUAGUAAAUACAGCGAGUGCUUACACAUUAACAAUAAGGAAUGUGCCAUUUAUACAAACAGAGCACUCUGUUACCUGAAGCUGUGCCAGUUUGAAGAGGCAAAGCGGGACUGCGAUCAGGCGCUCCGGAUCGAUGACGGGAACGUGAAAGCCUGCUACAGACGGGCUCUUGCUCAUAAAGGACUCAAGGAUUAUCAGAGUAGUUUAGAUGAUCUCAAUAAGGUUCUCCGGCUAGACUCAAGUAUUGCUGAGGCCCAGAUGGAACUGGAAGAGGUGACCAGAUUCCUUAAUGUGAAGGACCAGGCCGCAUCACUCAACAAAGAAAAGGCGAGAAGGAAAAUUGAGAUUCAAGAGGUGAAUGAAGGCCAUGAAGAGCUUGGAAGGACCCCCGAGGAGGUCUGCACAGGCUGCCCUGCCUCUGAGGGGGACAUCAGCCAGGGGCCACCAGAAUGCCAUGAGAAACUGCCCAUCACCAAGCCCAACAAUGCCUAUGAAUUUGGGCAGCUGAUGAACGCUGUCAGUGCCAGGAAAGAUACAGAAGCCUGUGCACGCCUGUUGGCCAUCACGGAGCCGGAAGAUCUGCCCGCUUUGCUGAGUAACAAACUCGAAGGGGAUCUAUUCCUCCUCCUCAUUCAGUCUUUGAAAAAUGAACUCGUUGAUAAGGAUCCCUCAUUGGUAUAUCAGCAUCUUUUCUAUCUGAGUAAAGCAGAAAGGUUUAAGAUGAUGUUGGCCCUAAUUAGCAAGGGCCAAAAGGAGCCAAUUGAACAGCUUUUUGAUGACCUCUCAGGCACACCAAACAAACAUUUUACUUUAGAAGAUGUACAGGCCCUAAAAAGGCAGUAUGAGCUUUAA
Molecule: messenger RNA, 2823 nt
Organism: Pipistrellus nathusii (Nathusius's pipistrelle)
Lineage: Eukaryota; Metazoa; Chordata; Mammalia; Chiroptera; Vespertilionidae
Source: the annotation of a GenBank genome assembly